AUGGUAUUUAAAACUUUUCUCCUUUUCUUGAUCUUCUAUCCUGCAUUGACGGAAACGGUGAGAUUUGCCAAUCGACAUGCUCGUCGCCAUAUGUCUUCAUUACCCAUCAAACUAGACUUUACUGCAAAUGUUGUCUACAACAAACUUUAUCAACGUUCGUUGAACAUUAACAAUACAAGCGUUGUUAGUAUUGAACCAGCGAAUAAAGUUUGGUUCGCAAUUGAGAAUGGAACUCUCUAUGCACUACCAUUGUUUGGCGAUGCAUCGGGCCCAUUUCAAGUUCAACUAGAAAAUCCGAAUCCUAUCAGAAUCAAAUUGAAGUUUGAUUUUGCACCAUCGUCGUCCUUAUUCGCCCCGUCGGAUCAUCUUCUUCUUGCAUUAUUCAAUCUCUCUUCGACAAAUUACAAUUCUUCACUAUUGAAUCGUUACUUCAUCGUUCGAACAUUAUCUUUAGCUCUAAAUCUCAGUGAAUCACUAAUCACCAUACACAAAAUCAAUGGUUCUAUGAUAAAAGUAUACUUUUCAUGUGAUCUAUAUUCAACCAAGGAUCUUGCAUAUCAAAUUAAAACCUUCAUUAAUCACUAUUAUUCGAAACGUUUACAAAUACUUUCAUCUUUUCCUCUUCCAUUAAUCGAAGUCUCUAUUGUUCGUCUAUCACACUCAACUUCCACCCCAACAACACCUUCGAUGUUCGAAUUAAAGAAAGCAGUGAUGACUAUUCGGCCACGGUUGCUCACAAAUCGUACAUUAUCUCCUCCAAUCAAUAAUUUAAUCUUCCUUGAUCAAUUAUAUCAACCACUUGUGAUCGUUCCUCUAGCAAUUAUUUUAGUUGGUUUAUUCAUAUGUACAAUAAUUGCAUUUUGCCUCUGUUGUAAUCGACGAUCAUCAUCUUCGUCGACAUUGUUAUUACCAAGUGGACCGUCAGGUAGUCCAAAUAAUAAAUACCUAUACGAGAGUUACUCUUAUCGGAAACAUCGACAACAGCAAGAAAUUUACAGAAAGAAACAUUCGUUGAAAGAUCAAAAGCAAUAUAUUUCGAAAGGCAUUCCUGUGGUAUUUGCAGAAGAACUCGAAGAAAAACUAGAACAGACACAUACACCGUUAGUGAUGCGGAUUGAAAAAGCGUCCUUUGCCAAUGAACAAGAAGCAAAGAAAUUCGAGAAGAUUACAUUAUAA
Adineta ricciae is the source of this 1176-nucleotide messenger RNA. The record is from the annotation of a GenBank genome assembly. Lineage: Eukaryota; Metazoa; Rotifera; Eurotatoria; Adinetida; Adinetidae.